AUGAGAGGAUUGCCAGCAUCAUCUUCAAAUCGUUUGUUCCCGUGGCAUUUAUUGUCGAAGAACGGAAGUUUUUUGUCAUUCGGAUUUCGUAAUUUUGCACCAACCACUAGUAGUACCGUAAACACAUGUUUAUUGAAUUAUUCUAAUAACACUAAGAGAAAUGAAUGGAAGUAUUUGACCAGCUCCGGAUUUGAUGAUUUCAAAUGUUUCAGCACAAUGGUCAACAAGACAAUGACAAUCUCUAAACAUGCAGAGGAUGUUUCUGUGAGUGGAAAAACUCCUAUGGAGGUUUACAAAGAAAUGAUUCGGAAUGGAACUGUGAGUGAAGAUCCAAGACAAAUUGAGUUGUUAAAGAAGUUAACACAUCUUUAUCAAAUGUUGUUGAAUUAUGAUAUCAAACAGGCCAGACUGAUUAUUAAUAGCUAUAUCGGAGGUUCUUCAAGUAUCAAAACGUCAUCAUCAAUGACUGCUCCCUCUACAACCUCAUCAAAAAACAUUGCCUUCGAUUAUAAGGCGAUUUCCAAAGAGAUAAAGCCUCACCCUCCAGGAUUACCAAAGUCUCUUUACAUUUAUGGAGAUGUUGGUUGUGGCAAAACAUUCCUUAUGGACAUGUUUUUCAAAUGUGUUCCUUUACAAAAGAAACUUAGAGUUCACUUUAACAGCUUCAUGAUUGAUUUUCACACGAAAAUGCACCAGCUUAAUAGAAAAAACAAGGAUGGAAAUGCAAAUAUGGAAAAAUUAAUGGAUGACAUUGCAGAAAAUUAUCAUUUGAUUUGUUUUGACGAAUUUCAAGUCACUGAUAUUGCAGAUGCCAUGAUUUUAAAGAGGUUAUUUGAAGGAUUGCUGAAUAGGGGAGUUGUGGUUGUGAAAACAUCAAACAGAAUGCCUGAUAAUUUAUACGAAAAUGGUAUUAACAGGGAAGCAUUUUUGCCAUUCAUUGAUGUUGUAAAGAUGAAGUAUGACGUUUUUGAUAUGGAGGCUGUUUGUGACUACCGUCUUUCCAGUGGAAAUAAGCAAACCAAUGUUUACUAUACACCACACAAUAAGGAGACAGAAAAGAUUUUAGAAGAAUUGUUCAAAAAGCUCACAUAUCCUCACGAUGCUGAACCUCGACCUAUCAUGGUCAUGAAUCGUGUGUUGGUCAUACCAAGAGCUGCCAGAGGUGUUGCAUUUUGCACUUUUGAUUUCCUCUGCAAACAACCAAAGAGUGCAGUUGACUACAUUGGCAUUUGUAAAGAGUUUCACACGCUAAUUAUUUCAGGAAUUCCAGUGUUUAAUAAGGACAAUCGUGAUGCUCUCCGAAGAUUUAUUACACUAGUUGAUGAAUUGUAUCAACAUCGUGUGAAAUUGAUUUGCAGUGCAGAGAAACCUGUAGAUCAGCUACUUGAUUUUGAUAACCCAAAUGACGAGAUUAGAAACCGAGGAGUAGAAGAUGCCUACAAUUUCAACAAGAGUCACACAGAAAAUUAUGAUGAAGUAUUUGCUUUCCCAAGAACCAUUUCUCGAUUAAUGGAAAUGAGAAAUAAGGAAUAUUUAAUGUCGCAUCACGUGUCCAUUCCAUCCGACAAGAAUAUACAUGACAUUGUAAAAUAA
Molecule: messenger RNA, 1593 nt
Organism: Naegleria lovaniensis
Lineage: Eukaryota; Heterolobosea; Eutetramitea; Acrasida; Naegleriidae
Exons: 1
Coding region: 1-1593 (530 amino acids)
Cellular component (GO): cytoplasm; mitochondrion
Molecular function (GO): ATP hydrolysis activity; ATP binding
Source: RefSeq, a predicted model, not a curated record